This is a messenger RNA of Paralichthys olivaceus (Japanese flounder), 2308 nucleotides long. NCBI's taxonomy places the organism in Eukaryota, Metazoa, Chordata, Actinopteri, Pleuronectiformes, Paralichthyidae. The record is from RefSeq and is a predicted model, not a curated record.
UCUGAUGUAGUGUUUGCUCUCUGCCAGGGUGAGGCGCUGCAGACAGGAAGUGAAAUCAGGCAGGUAGAGGUGGCGACCUGGUCCUGUGGAGUCUGGUGUGUGUGUGUGUGGGAUAAAUAAUGCAAAGUCACCUCUGUCAUGUUUAACCUGCCGCUUCAAUUAUUGAUCAGGACUCAGUCAUGUGGGUGGAGAGUAAACAGGAAGAGGAGGGGACGUCAGCUGAAACCAGUUCAACACAGUUCAACCCUGUUUACUGAGGCCCACUGAUAAAGAUCCAUUAAUAAACAAGAGGUGACCCGGACAAGUGUGACAUCUGGGGGAACACGCCGCUCCACCUGGCAGCUGCCAACGGUCACCACAACUGCCUAUCCUUCCUGGUGGCGUUCGGUGCCAACGUGUGGUGUCUGGACAAUGACUACCACACACCGCUGGACAUGGCCGCCACCAAGGGCCACAUGGACUGCGUUCGCUACCUGGACUCCAUCGCCGCCAAGCAGAUCACCCUGAACCCGAAGCUGGUCAGCAAACUGAAGGACCGGGCGUUCCGAGCUGCAGAGCGCCGCAUCAAAGAUUGUGCAAAGCUGCAGAGGAAGCACCGAGAACACAUGGAGAGGAAGUUCAUGAAGGAGUCGGCGGCUUUAGACAACCUGGACGCUAUUAGCUUUUCUAGCUACACCAGCAGCAGCACACUGAGCCGCAAGUUCAACACUGUCACGUCUAACAUGCCAUACUCACAGGCCACUCUGCACUCCACAGCCAAGGGCAAGGCCAAGAUCCAGAAGAAGCUGGAGAAGAAGAAGCAGGUUGACGGAACGUUUAAGGUCUACGAGGACGGGAGGAAAAGUGUGCGCUCGCUGUCCGGCCUGCAGCUGGGCAAUGACGUCAUGUUCCUUAAGCAGGGCACCUACACCAACCCCAAGCAGAGGUCACGCCUCAACAUACGCUACAUGUUCCCCGGGGACAACGAUGACGAUGCUGACACCGUCUCCCGUGCCAUGAGCGACCCGGGCCUCCACGAGGCUGCGUACUCGGAGAUCAGCGCAGACUCCGGCCGUGAUUCGCUGUUCAACCGACCUGGACUUGGCACCAUGGUGUUCAGGAGGAACUACCUGAGUGGGGGCAUGUUUGGGAUCGGGGCACAAGACGAGGGGAGUGUCGUGGGCAGUGAACCUGUGGGCAGGGCGCCUAAUGUUCGUCUACGUGGACAUCUGCCUCGCCGCUCGUCCAGUUUUGACAGGGACAGUAUCGGCAGCGCCUUGAGCCUGCAAGAGAGAAACCAGCAGGAGCUGCCCUGGGAGGAGGCGGAUGUUGGACUGGACGAGGACCUGGAACCAGAGAACAGUCCUCUGGAGACGUUCCUGGCCUCGCAGAGCCUCGGUGAGUUCAUGCCGAUCUUCAGGAGGGAGAAGAUCGACCUGCAGGCUCUGCUGCUUUGUUCAGACCGGGACCUCUCCAGCAUUCACAUCCCUCUGGGCCCCAGGAAAAAACUGCUGGACGCCUGCAAGAGACGUUUGGACACCAUAGACGAACCAGAGGCCAUUGAAGACACUGAGCUUUGAAGGUCAGCGAGGGGACAUUUACAUUUUAAUUUAACAGUGAAUCUCCACUGUUCACACGUCACUGAUACUGUGAGACACACUGUGUUCGCACCCAUCAGCCCAGGGAGGGAUUUCACUGGGAUGACGGACAGCAGGGAACUGUGAGGUCAUCAAUCAGAGUGUGUGGAUUCUAAAUUAAUGCAGAUGAUUUGGCUUCACUUUUAGGAGCCAUCAUGGCGUCCAUCUUUAUUUACAUUGUAAGGUUUGCAUGACACCACAUUGCAGGCUGAAUAGCUCCACCUUGUGGUGCGUCACGAUACAGCAAGGUACGGUUUUAAUCAGGAGUCUUCAAAGCCACUUUAGUAGCAUGACACUUCAUUUUUCUUUUUAUAAGAAAGGACAAGAUGUUAUUAUUUCUCUGAACUGGACGUCGGUCUCCUCCAGUGAAACCUGAAUGUUGAUGAGUAUCUGUAUUUACACAAUACUGGAUGAACUUCAAUGAUUGAAAAUGUUGUUUAUUGUGUAUUUUUUGUACAGUUUCCUACUUUUAACAGGUGAUUUUACGUUUGGCAGAUAAAUUCUGACUGUGCUGAUCCAACAGUAAAAACUAUGAGAUGUUACUGUGACGUGAUACGAGUGUGUAUCAGAUAACACACUGUUAUUAUCUCUGUGGAUCUUCACUUCAGAGUGUGAGUCUGUGCAUGAAUGAAGGUCUCGACCCUCUGAUGACGUGUCUGCAGACGAGAUGAUCUUUUAAUAAAAUAAAGUGA